Messenger RNA from Penicillium subrubescens, 1389 nucleotides. RefSeq lists its product as uncharacterized. Gene Ontology annotation, molecular function: transmembrane transporter activity. Gene Ontology annotation, biological process: transmembrane transport. The coding region runs from base 1 to 1389 and encodes 462 amino acids. Lineage: Eukaryota; Fungi; Ascomycota; Eurotiomycetes; Eurotiales; Aspergillaceae. The transcript is spliced from 4 exons. The record is from RefSeq and is a predicted model, not a curated record. Gene Ontology annotation, cellular component: fungal-type vacuole membrane.
AUGCACCACGAACCCAAAAUCAAUGCAGACAGCUACCCCGAAGGCGGCCUCCGCGCCAACCUGGUCGUCCUAGGUAGUUUCAGCUCCAUAAUGGGCGGCCUCGGGCUCAUGAACAGCAUCGGCAUCUACCAAGCCUGGAUAUCAACACACCAACUCGCCUCCCAUAGCUCCGGCCAUAUAGGCUGGAUCUUCGGACUCUACAACUUCCUCGUCUUUUUCUGCGGAAUCCAAAUAGGACCCAUCUUCGACGCAAAAGGUCCGCGGCUCUUGAUGUGGCUUGGCUCAGCGCUCAUCGUGUUAACAUUCGUGUUAAUGGGCUUUUGCACCGCGUACUGGCACUUUUUGGUUGUCAUCGGGAUUCUGGGUGGAAUGGGGACGUCAUUUAUUUUCAUUGUUCCUGUUGCGAGCAUUGGGCAUUUCUUUUGUCGAAGGCGUGGUGCUGCGACGGGUCUUGCGUUGUCAGGGGGAAGUAUUGGGGGUGUGGUUUUCCCGCUUGUUUUGGAGAAUCUUACCCCCAAGGUGGGAUUUGCGUGGUCGACUCGGAUUAUUGGCUUGAUUACGCUUGUGCUAUUGAUUCCGGGGUUUUUACUUGUUCGAGCGAAUUUCCCACCGAAGACUCCCUCGCCGCCGUCCGCGAAGGUGUUUCUACCGGAUUUGACGAUUCUGAGAGAUCCGGUUCUUGCGCUGACGACUCUGGGUGUGUUCUUUAUUGAAUGGGGCUUUUUUAUUCCGUUAGAGUAUAUCGCUUCGUAUGCCCUUGCGAAUGGUAUCCCGCGUCAGCUAUCGUAUUUGAUGGUUGUGUUUUUGAACGCGGGUUCGUUCCCCGGACGAUGGUUACCUGGUAUUCUUGCGGACCGAAUUGGCCGGUUUAAUACAUUGCUCUUGACGAAUAUUUUGUGUCUGGUUGCGGUAUUGGCGGUGUGGAUGCCUGCUGGGACGAAUGUUGUCGCCGUCAUCAUAUUUUCGGUCGUGUUUGGCUUUGCGAGUGGAAGCAAUAUCAGUCUUGUCCCUGUUUGCGUUGGGGAAUUAUGCCCCGUGGAGAAUUAUGGACGGUAUUAUACGACUGUAUAUACUUUUGUCAGUUUUGGCGCCUUGACCGGUGUGCCCAUCGCAGGAGAAAUUCUGCAUCGUUGCGAAGGCGCAUAUUGGGGUCUGAUUGCGUUUGCAGGAUGCGCAUAUGCGGCUGGAAUCGUUUGUUUUGUCCCAGACUGGUUUCCGGAUACGAUUCCGAACAUCCUUUCAAAUGUCUUCCUGAACGUCUUCCUUGACCUCAUUCGAGAUAUUCCCCUGGAGAUUAUUCUAAGUGUUGACACAAAAGUUACUCUCAAAUCUUCUGCAUUGCUCCGAGAUUUUGGACAUGGCGACGGACCGGAUUUCCGAAAGACGUAG